Staurois parvus is the source of this 1071-nucleotide messenger RNA. Lineage: Eukaryota; Metazoa; Chordata; Amphibia; Anura; Ranidae. The record is from the annotation of a GenBank genome assembly.
AUGGAGGAAGAUGAAGAUUGCCCAGAGCUUGUCCCCAUUACUGAUGAUCAGACACAGUCUAAAAUUCCAGUCACUAUAAUCACAGGCUAUUUGGGUGCUGGAAAGACAACUCUUUUGAAUUAUAUUCUGACUGAACAGCACAAUAAGAGAAUUGCAGUCAUUGUUAAUGAAUUUGGUGAAGGCAGUGCUGUAGAAAAGUCCCUAGCCAUCAGCCAAGCUGGCGAGCUGUAUGAGGAGUGGUUGGAGCUUAGAAAUGGCUGCCUGUGCUGUUCUGUAAAGGACAACGGUUUAAAAGCAAUUGAAAAUCUGAUGCAAAAGAAAGGAAAAUUUGACUACAUACUACUGGAAACAACAGGCUUGGCAGAUCCAGGUGCUGUGGCCUCUAUGUUUUGGGUUGAUGCUGAACUGGGAAGUGAUAUAUACCUGGAUGGCAUUGUAUCAGUAAUUGAUGCCAAGUAUGCAUUGCAGCAUCUAACAGAGGAAAAACCCGAGGACCUUAUUAAUGAAGCUGCCAGACAGGUAGCACUAGCUGAUGUGAUACUCAUCAACAAAAUUGAUUUAGUCUCUGUUGAAGACCUGGAUGCAGUACAUUCAGUUGUCAGGUCAAUAAAUGGACUUGUGAAAAUUUUGGAAACUCAAAGAUCAAGAGUGGAUUUAUCAGAGAUUUUGGAUUUGCAUUCAUUUGACAGUUUGUCUGGAAGAAGCUUACAGGACAAAUUAAUCUCUGGCACACCUCAUAAUCAUCUUGAUAAGAGCAUUGUCACCGCUACAUUUGAGGUUGUUGGAAAUGUCAUCGAAGAGCAUCUCAAUGUAUUUGUUCAGAAUUUGCUCUGGGAAAAGAAUAUAAAAAACCCAAAUGGAAUUCCCAUGGAGGUUAUAAGGUUAAAGGGCCUGCUGUCAUUGAAGGAUAAAUCAAAUCAGGUGAUUAUACAGGGAGUUCAUGAGCUCUAUGAUCUAGAAGAGACCCAAGUAAACUGGCAGGGGGAAAGACUAAAUCGCAUGGUGUUUAUAGGGAGACAUCUGGAUAAGGACAUACUCAAACAGCAUUUCCUAUCUGCUCUGGGACAUUGA